Heteronotia binoei (common prickly gecko) is the source of this 1512-nucleotide messenger RNA. It is a transcript of the gene PLEKHS1, whose product is annotated as pleckstrin homology domain containing S1. The transcript has 14 exons. NCBI's taxonomy places the organism in Eukaryota, Metazoa, Chordata, Lepidosauria, Squamata, Gekkonidae. The record is from RefSeq and is a predicted model, not a curated record. The coding region runs from base 78 to 1409 and encodes 443 amino acids. Gene Ontology annotation, molecular function: protein binding.
UCAGGAAAUGCAUCGUGGUUGGAGGUUGUUGAUCUUCAACAUGGCAAACACACUAUGCCUGUUAAGAAACCAGCCCAAUGGAUUCCACAUAUCCAAGAAGAACCAGCAUGGGGGAUUACAGUAAUGGAGAUGUCUACAAGCAGGGUUUCUUCAUCAAAUCCCCUCCAUUCCCUCUUUUCAACAAUCAGAGUUCCUGGAAAAAAAGACAUUUUGUCCUUUCCAAGUCCAGCAAUGGUUGUUUCCUUAAGUAUCAUAAAGGCCAGCACCAUAAGGGCUGUAUUGAAAUCAAUAAGAGUUCAGAAAUAGAAAUUGGUAUAGGUGACCAUGAGAGAAUGGCAGCAGUGAAGAGGAUGUUUAAAUGCCAGCCCUCCGAAGUGAUGACCAUCAAAACAGAGGAAAGGACUUACUACCUUAUUGGAACAGAUAGCAAGGAUGUCAAGGAAUGGGCUGACUUCCUAGAUGCAGCCUGCAAGGAAAAGGAAACUCAGAACAAGAUACCCAUCCAGACAGGACCUAGAAACCGUUCACAAUCUUCACCAGCUUAUUUAGAUGAAUAUGUGUCUUCUAUCAGCAAGCAGGAUCAACAUGAGGGCAAUGAAUAUGAAGAAAUAUCUGCAUUUAAAAAAAGGCCAAAUUCAGAUCCUAGCCCUCAAGAACCCCGUGAACAAAGCUCUAAUGAGUCACCAAGAAAAUUUAUACAUCAGAUACACAUACCAAAUCAUGUUGUGUGUGAAGAACAGACAAAAGGAAAGCCUGAAAAGGAGGAAGACGAGAAAAGUGAGCAGCCAUAUUACGCUACUCCAAGUAGUAUUCAAGCUGAGCUGGAUCAUGUUAUUGCUAAAUGCAACAUCCCAGUACAGAACAUGAGCCUAAAUGACAAUAAUGGUAAUCAAUGUGGAGAUUACAUGCCCAUGAAGAACUUGAUGACUAAAGAGAAAAUCCAGCCUGUGUGUGCAAAUGUCGACUUGGUAAGCUGUCUCAGAAGUAAAAAAACCAGCACAGAUCUAAAGGGAGACUUGGGUACCCAACAACUCAUUGAAAGCAGCACUGGAAACAAGAAGCCUCCACCAGAAAAUAAAACAAAACACUUAACGAAAGUUCAGUUGUCCAUACUUCUCAGUAAAAUCACAGAUGACAACCAACUGGAAGAGGUGGAUAUUCUCCUUCCCCAGAGUGAUGCCAUAAAUUGCCUGACAUUUACAGAAGCAAUUGGAUGUAUAUGUGUUUCCCAAUGGAAAGCUCCACAUCACUUAAACUGUAUAUUUCAUCAUGGGGAUCAUAUAUUGGCUGUGAAUGACCUACAUGUGAAAAGAAUAGAUGAGGUUCUUUUCUUCAUAAAAAGAUCCAAAAAAAAGGAGGUUAAACUGACUGUACGUCGGCUCCCAGAUUCAGAAAUUUUUCCACAUUAAAGGAUGUAGGUGUAAAGAAAAGGAGCAAGGGAAGGUAAACACCAAGCUGUCCUACUCACCUAUGCAUUUCUACGAACAAUUUACAGCAGACUGUAAACACAGA